Molecule: messenger RNA, 600 nt
Organism: Dictyostelium discoideum AX4
Lineage: Eukaryota; Evosea; Eumycetozoa; Dictyosteliales; Dictyosteliaceae
Exons: 1
Coding region: 1-600 (199 amino acids)
Source: RefSeq, a predicted model, not a curated record
AUGCAUAAAUCUGCAAACAAUUCAAUAUACAUGAUAAGUUGGAUGGAUCAAAUCAUCAACAAAUCAAUCUCUUCUCCAUACCUUAUAAAAAUCAAAAAAGAAUGGGAAAACUAUGCAACUCAAAUUGGACAUCUAAAAGAUAAAGUUCAAAUCCUACAACCAAUAUUAAUAAAAAAUCAAACCUCUCAAACAUUAACCACUAAUAAUAUUCCACUACCACCAACACUCAAAGAAAUCUACUUGACAAUACUCAACAAUCACCAAUGCAAAUCAAAAGACUAUAUUGGUAAGAAAUAUUCAGAUUUACUUCUUACUUCGCACCAACAAUCAAUACAACUAUUAUGGAAAUACACAUACGACCAACUAUUUGUCAAAAUUCAAAAAUUAAAAGAUCCAAAAGGCCGUGAUACAAUGCAAAGAUUCCAUGCUAGAUGUCUUCAGAUUAAUCAUCUACACAACAAAGUUUACCCCAUUUGCAACAAUGAAAUGAAUAAUGAUCCCUAUGGUCAUUUGUUUUUCAAUUGUCAGCACACAAUCAACUUCAUAAACCACGACAAAUUAAAAUAUUUUAUAUAUAAAAAUUGCAUCGGGAUGAAAUAA